AUGGACGAGCAGCGAUUCGUAGCGCUGCUGCAAGCGCUCACGGAGCCGGACACGCAAAAGGUCAAGGCGGCCACCAGCGAGCUCAACAAGACCUACUACACCAGGCCUGAGUCCGUGGUGGCCUUGAUCCACGUCGUGAUCAGCCACGACGACGGCGCCCUGAGGCAACUUGCCGCCAUCGAGGCACGCAAACAGGUCAACAAGCACUGGACGCAGGUGCCAGAAGAGCAGAAGAGCCAGCUCCGCCAGCAGCUGCUGCAAAGCACGGUCAACGAAGAGAAGACGCUUGCGAGGCAUAGCAAGUCGCGUGUAAUUGCUGCCAUCGCCAAGAUCGACCUUGACGGUGGACAAUGGCAGGAGCUGCCCGGCACAUUGCAGCAGGCUGCCACCAGCAACAACGCCAAGCAGCGCGAUGUCGGUAUCUACAUCCUCUACACCCUGCUUGAGGCGAUGCCCGACAUCUUCCAGGAGAACAUGGCUUCCAUCUUGAACCUCUUCAACCAAACAAUUCAGGACCCCGAAUCGACCGACGUCCGCAUACACACCAUGUUGGCUCUCUCAGAGCUCGCCAUGGUACUCGACACCGAGGAGGACACGCAAAACCUCAAGCUCUUCCAGAACACCAUCCCACACAUGGUUAAGGUCCUGCAGGGCACUAUCGAAGCUGAAGAUGAGGAGCACACUAUGCAAGCAUUUGAUGUCUUCAACAAGCUGUUGAGCUACGAAAGCGCCUUCCUCAACCAGCACUUCGGCGACUUGCUGCAAUUUUUCAUCCAUGUGGCGCUCAAGACCGAAAUCGACGACGAGAUCCGAUCUCAAGCCAUCUCUUGGUUGAUGCAAGCUGUGCGAUACAGGAAGCUCAAGGUGCAGAGCUUGAAGGUCGGCGAGCAAUUGACCAAGAUGUGCCUUCAAAUCGCCACCGAGCUUGACGAGCUUCCUUCAGAGGAGGACGACAUCUCCCCUGCUCGAUCUGCUCUCGGCCUCCUCGAUAUUCUUAGCGAGAGCCUUCCGCCCAGCCAAGUUGCUGUACCGCUCCUCAAGGCUAUCGGUCCUUACGUCCAGGAUAGCCGCCCAGAACAUCGACGAGCAGGUAUUUUGGCUCUUGGCAUGUGUGUAGAGGGAGCACCAGAUUUCAUCUCAACACAGCUUAAGGAGAUUCUGCCACUGGUGCUCCAUCUCUUGGAAGAUCCGGCCACUACUGUGCGCAGUGCUGCCCUCAAUUCAGUCGCCAGAUUGGCGGAUGAUCUCGCUGAGGACAUGGGUAAGGAGCACGCACAGCUCAUUCCAGCUCUCAUCCGCAACUUUGAUCUCGCACUUCAGGGCAUGCGAAACACGCCACAAGGCACAAAAGAGCACGAGCUUAACACACACAUCGUCAAGGCUAGUGCUAUGGCUGUCGACUCCUUGAUUGAGGGCCUUUCACCCGAGGAUGCUGCCAAAUACGUCAACGAUCUCAUGCCUCGCUUCGCAAUGCUUCUCGAGCACGAUGACUACAAAGUACAAAUGGCCGCCGUCAGUGCUAUUGGUAGUAUCGCCAGUGCCUCUGAAAGCGCCUUUCAGCCAUACUUCGAGAAGACGAUGCAGACCCUUGGCAAGUACAUCAACAUCAAGGACAGCGAGGACGAACUUGAGCUCCGAAGCAUGGUUAUCGACUCUCUUGGCAAGAUUGCAAGUGCCGUUGGUGCACAGGGGUUCAAGCAGUACGUGCGCCCGCUCAUGGAGGCGAGCGAGGAAGGGUUGAAAUUGGACAACCAGCGACUGAAAGAGACGAGCUAUAUCUUGUGGAGCACGCUCGCGAGGGUGUACGAGGAAGACUUUGAGCCUUUCUUGGACGGUGUCGUCAAGUCCUUGUUCGAAUGCCUUGAGCAAGAAGAGACAGAUUCCGAAGUCCAGCUCGGUGCCGAAGCAUCAGACCUUGUCGGACAGGAAAUCACCAUUGCCGGCAAGAAGAUCAGGGUCGCUGGCGCUGGUGGCCAGAACGAAGAUGACGAAAUCGACGAAGAAGAGGUCGUCAAGGCUCUCAUGGAGACCGAGGAUGACGAUGAUGAUGACUGGGACGACCUUGGUGCUGUUACUGCUGUUGCAAUGGAAAAAGAAAUUGCCAUUGAGGUACUUGGAGAUGUGCUCACUCACUCAAAAAGCAAAUAUUUGCCAUACAUGCAGAAGACCAUCGAGACCGCACUUCCGCUGCUCGAGCACACAUUCGAGGGUGUGCGAAAGAGCGCCAUCAGCACCCUUUGGCGAGCCUAUGCAUGCCUGUUCGGUUUGGCAGAGGAUGGGGGAAUGCAGAAGUGGAAACCAGGCCUUCCGCUCCAGGUCAAGCCUGGCGCCGAUCUUGAGAAGCUCGGCGAUCUUGUCAUGCGAGGUACAUUGAUACUGUGGGAGGAGGAGAUGGACCGUGCAACGGUCACGGAAAUCAACCGCAACUUGGCCGCCACUCUCAAGCUCUGUGGACCAGCAGUACUUGCCCCAGGUGCCAGCUCACAGAACUCUACUCCAUUGGAGCAGAUCACCUCCUCGAUUAUGCUCAUUCUAUCUCGCAGCCACCCGUGCCAGAAGGACGAGGAUGAGUUCGACGAGCCUGCUCCUGUGGAAGCAGAGUCUGCGGAGUAUGACUGGCUCGUGGUAGAGACCGCGAUGGAGGUCAUCACGGCACUCGCCGUCGCUCUCGGCGAACAGUUUGCAGAGCUGUGGAAGAUCUUCGAGUCUCCCAUCGUCAAGUACACAUCAUCGCAGGAACGUUUCGAGCGAUCUGCCGCCGUUGGUACCAUGGGUGAGUGUGUUGAGGCAAUGGGCGCUGCCUGCACUCCAUAUACCUCGCGCUUGAUGAAACUGCUCCUCAAGCGCCUCACAGACGAGGACCCAGAAACCAAGAGCAAUGCUGCUUUUGGCAUGGGCCUUCUGUGCUUGAACAGCACGGAUGCUAAGGAAAUUCUGCCAAAUUACAACAAGAUUCUUGGUCUUCUUGAGCCUCUUUUGCACCGCAGCAGCAGUGGCGACGAGUCCGAAGCUCGUCUGCUUGACAAUGCUGCCGGCUGUGUCAGCCGCAUGAUCAAGAAGUCUCCAGAGAACGUCCCACUCGACCAAGUCCUACCACACCUUGUGGACUUGCUGCCGCUGAAGGAGGACUUCCGAGAAAACGAACCAGUCUUCGACAUGAUCGUGGCUCUCUACCAGCAGCAGAACUCGGUGAUCCAAGGUCUGACCGCCAUGCUCAUGCCUGUGUUCGAGCAGGUCAUGGGCGAGCCUCAAGACCAGAUCAGCGACGAGACCAGAGGCAAGCUCACGGAGCUGGUCAAGUAUCUGAAGGGCUAG
Molecule: messenger RNA, 3315 nt
Organism: Pseudocercospora fijiensis CIRAD86
Lineage: Eukaryota; Fungi; Ascomycota; Dothideomycetes; Mycosphaerellales; Mycosphaerellaceae
Exons: 2
Coding region: 1-3315 (1104 amino acids)
Biological process (GO): protein import into nucleus
Cellular component (GO): nucleus; cytoplasm
Molecular function (GO): small GTPase binding; nuclear import signal receptor activity
Source: RefSeq, a predicted model, not a curated record